This is a messenger RNA of Homo sapiens (human), 1991 nucleotides long. RefSeq names its product globoside alpha-1,3-N-acetylgalactosaminyltransferase 1 (FORS blood group) (gene GBGT1). The transcript is spliced from 7 exons. Gene Ontology annotation, biological process: carbohydrate metabolic process. Gene Ontology annotation, cellular component: membrane; Golgi membrane. The record is from RefSeq and is marked reviewed. Gene Ontology annotation, molecular function: hexosyltransferase activity; globoside alpha-N-acetylgalactosaminyltransferase activity. NCBI's taxonomy places the organism in Eukaryota, Metazoa, Chordata, Mammalia, Primates, Hominidae. Bases 727 to 1362 code for a protein of 211 amino acids.
CUCUUUUCUGUCUGGCCCGCGGCCCCGCUGCCUGCCCUGCUCCAGGCUCCACCUGCGCCGCCGAUCGCCCGGGUAUCGCGGGGGCCCAGGCCAGCUGAGUCCGUUUUCCGCGCCGGGGUGGCGCCCCUCCAACCGUCCUAACGCCGGGCCGGCAGCAAGGAGUGUUCCUGGGACCUCAGAGACCAGGCUCAGAGCCUGACAUCCCUGCGAGGGGACAGCCUCAUCCGCCCAGGCCAGUGGGGGUCUCUACAAGUGCCCAGGCUCAGGUGCAGCCCCCAGCAAUGCAUCGCCGGAGACUGGCCCUGGGUCUGGGGUUCUGCCUGUUGGCGGGCACAAGCCUCAGUGUCCUGUGGGUGUAUCUUGAGAACUGGCUGCCAGUCUCCUAUGUCCCCUAUUAUCUCCCCUGCCCAGAGAUCUUCAACAUGAAGCUGCACUACAAGAGGGAGAAGCCACUCCAGCCCGUGGUAUGGUCACAGUACCCUCAGCCCAAGCUGCUGGAGCACAGGGGAGGGUCUCAGUGCCCACGGCCCCCCUGCUGCCAGGCCCACACAGCUGCUGACACUCACACCCUGGUUGGCGCCCAUCGUCUCCGAGGGAACCUUCAACCCAGAGCUUCUGCAGCACAUCUACCAGCCACUGAACCUGACCAUUGGGGUCACGGUGUUUGCCGUGGGGAAGUACACUCAUUUCAUCCAGUCCUUCCUGGAGUCAGCCGAGGAGUUCUUCAUGCGUGGGUACCGGGUGCACUACUACAUCUUCACUGACAACCCUGCAGCCGUUCCCGGGGUCCCGCUGGGUCCCCACCGGCUUCUCAGCUCCAUCCCCAUCCAGGGUCACUCCCACUGGGAGGAGACAUCCAUGCGCCGGAUGGAGACCAUCAGCCAGCACAUUGCUAAGAGGGCUCACCGGGAGGUGGACUACCUCUUCUGCCUUGAUGUGGACAUGGUGUUUCGGAACCCGUGGGGCCCUGAGACCUUGGGAGACCUGGUGGCUGCCAUUCACCCAAGCUACUACGCCGUUCCCCGCCAGCAGUUCCCCUAUGAGCGCAGGCGUGUUUCCACUGCCUUUGUGGCAGACAGCGAAGGGGACUUCUAUUAUGGUGGGGCAGUCUUCGGGGGGCAGGUGGCCAGGGUAUAUGAGUUUACUAGGGGCUGCCACAUGGCCAUCCUGGCGGACAAGGCCAAUGGCAUCAUGGCUGCCUGGCGGGAGGAAAGCCACCUGAACCGUCACUUCAUCUCAAACAAGCCGUCCAAGGUGCUGUCCCCCGAGUACCUCUGGGACGACAGGAAGCCCCAGCCACCCAGCCUGAAGCUGAUCCGCUUUUCUACACUGGACAAGGAUAUCAGCUGCCUGAGGAGCUGACCACGGAGCUGGGGGUUGCCAUGGAUGGGGACCCAAAGACCUGCAGCCACCAGUGCUUCACUAGCGUGCAGACCAGCCCUGUCCCGCCUCCCUGUCAGUCAGGCGAAUUCAACCGGAAAAGGGACGUGGAAAGGCCACUGUGAACUGCAGAGGGCUGUGCACACAGUAGCACACAGGAUCUCACAGUAACGCGGCAUGGGAACAGUGAGACAGGGGGAGGGGAGGCGCAGUUACAAAGGCAGGGCCCGGCAGGCUUGCCACGUUCUGCAGCCGUGCCUUUGCGGGGCAGGCUCUGAAGCCUCAGCCCGACUCAGAGUGCCUGAACCCUGCCGCGCCAGUCCCCCGUUUAUUGCAUAUUGCCCUUAACGUAGCAUUUCUAAUACCCUGGUGUGAAGGCGCCCUAGACCCCUUUUCUCUGGUCACAGGGGUCCUGGGUCCUUUGAUGUCUCCCAACCACAUGUAGCCAAUUCCUCACUCAGGCCCCCAGAGUGAGCCUUUGAAAUGGAACAGGUCUAGGCUCCCUCGGUUUCCUGCACCCCAAAGUGAGCCGCACUCUCAGGGGACUAGCCACCUCCUUCUUAAGAGGGUUUGGGGCAGUUUAUAAUAAAGGGGGCGUGUGCUCAACCCUA